AUGGAUCGAACUGAUGACGCGGAAAAACACACACAAAGGGGUGCAGUAACGGAUCGUGCGAAUCUCAUCGCUGACGGUGCAAAUUCAAAUGGUUCAUAUGGUGCGGCUGGAAUUGAGGCACCAAAUACAGCCAUAAUGGUAACGAUGGUAACUAAUGAACGUCUGGCUUCAAGAGUGGAGAGUCUGUUCGCGCCAGGAAAGUUGUUGUACAUUGCCGAGGAUGAGAGUUUGGAGAAUGGAGUAUCGAGUCAAUGGAUUGAUCCUAAGUGA
Molecule: messenger RNA, 270 nt
Organism: Cooperia oncophora
Lineage: Eukaryota; Metazoa; Nematoda; Chromadorea; Rhabditida; Trichostrongylidae
Source: the annotation of a GenBank genome assembly